GCGGCCCUGGAGGCAGCUGUCACCUGUAAGGCGAGCACCGCGCAUGGGGGAUGGAGUCCGGCGCCCAUUGGACAGGCUGUAAAGGCAGACACCUACCCCGAAGACUGGGGACCCCGCGGGGCGGCGGCGGGGGUCGCGCGCUGCGGCCCCCGGCUCCUUUCUCCAGGAGACUGCCGGGCCCCGCUGCGCUGGCAUGACCGAGGUCCAGCUUCGAGGACACGCCCGUCACGCCUCGGUGAAAAAGAUCAGGUGAGCCUGGUCGAGGCGGACCUGACUCCCGGAACCCCGGCUCCCUCCUCCGGCGGCGCCGCGACGUCCACCUUGCCCAGCAACCGGGAACCGCGGAGUUGGUGGGAGCGGGCGGCCUGGCUCCCCCCUUGCGGGGCGAUAAGUGACCAUGGCGCUGGCCGCGGCCGCGGCCGCGGCGGCCGCCGGGGUGAGCCAGGCGGCGGUGCUGGGCUUCCUGCAGGAGAACGGCGGGAAGGUGCGCAACUCGGAGCUGCUGAGCCGCUUCAAACCGCUGCUGGAGGCCGGCGACCCACGCGGCCGCGCCGCCCGCAGGGACCGCUUCAAGCAGUUCGUCAACGACGUGGCCGUGGUGAAGGAGCUUGACGGCGUCAAAUUCGUGGUGCUGAGGAAGAAGUCGCGGUCCCGCGACGGACCCGAGCCCCCGCCCUGCUGCUUCCAGAGCGCCCUGGAGGAACCAGCCCCGCCGUCGAAGGUCACUUCUGUAUCACAGGAGGAAACCGCGGCCUCGGGGGCUCUGUCCUCGUCCUCGGCACCGAGGGCGGCGGAACCGGCUGAGGACCCGGCCCCGCCAUCAGAGCCGCAGGACACCACCGGGGCUCCGGCCUCAGAGCCCACUCAGGGGCUGUUGUUAGACUCGGCCUGGCAGUUAGGGGUGCCCUCGGACCCCCAGAUUCCAGCUUUCGAGCUGGCCCAGCCCGCUGAGGGUCUCUCUGAAGAUGUGGCCCCACCGUACACGGCGCCGUCAGAGGUAACCUCGCCCCGCGUAGAACCGCCAGACCCGGAAGCUGCGCCUCGGGGGCCACCACCACCCGCUCCGCGCCCGCCGCCUCAGAAGCCCUGCAUGCUGCCCGUGCGCUGCGUCCCCGGCCCCUCGGCGCUGCGGAUCCGGGCUGAGGAGCAGGGCCUGCGCAGGCAGCUGUCUGAGGAGCCCAGCCCGCGGAGCUCCCCGAUGCUGCUGCGGCGGCUCUCGAUUGAGGAGGCCGGCCUGGGCCUCGGUCUGGGCUCUGGCCGCUCCCCUCACCUGAGGCGCCUGUCGCGCGCCGGCCCGCGCCUGCUGAGCCCCGACACGGAGGAGGCUCCGGCUGCCCCGCCGCCGUCCGCCGUGCCCCUGGAGCCGGCCGAACACGAGUGGCUAGUGCGGGCGGCUGGGGGCCGCUGGACCCACCAGCUGCACGGGCUGCUGCUGCGCGACCUCGGCCUGGCAGCCAAACGCGACUUCAUGUCUGGUUUCACGGCCCUGCACUGGGCCGCCAAGAGCGGCGACCUCGAGAUGGUGCAGCAGCUGGUGGAGGUCGCGCGGCGUGGGGGCGCACGGGUCGACGUCAACGCGCGCUCGCACGGCGGCUACACGCCGCUGCACUUGGCGGCGCUGCACGGCCACGAGGAUGCGGCCGUGCUCUUGGUAGUCCGCCUGGGUGCGCAGGUGCACGUGCGCGACCACAGCGGACGGCGCGCUUACCAGUACCUGCAGUCCGGCGCCUCGUAUGCUCUGCGUCGUCUACUUGGCGACCCUGGCCUGCGAGGUUCGACCGAACCUGACGGGGCUGCUGGUGGUAGUGGCAGUUACGCGGCCCGGCGCCCCGUGCAGGUGGCGGCCACCAUCCUCAGUUCCACCACCAGCGCGUUUCUGGGCGUCCUGGCUGAUGACCUGAUGCUCCAGGAUCUGGCUCGAGGCAUGAGGAAGUCAAGUUCCUUAAGCAAAUUCUUGGGAGCCUCGCCCAUGGCUCCUCGUAAAAAGACAAAGAUCCGCGGCAGUCUGCCAACCUUUUCAGAAAUCUCUCGUCGACCCACUCCGGGGCCCUUGGCUGGUCUAGUGCCCAGCCUACCCUCAGCAACCUGACGGUUCCCAAGGUUACGAUUUAGUCGCUCUAAUCGCCCCUCCCUCUCACAGUCAAAGCCUGCCCAAGACCAUGGUCCAACACUUUUGGCUCCAUCGUGUCUCCAGCUUUGUCCACUGCAGCCUGUUUUACCCAAGCGGGCCUUUGCCUCCAACUUCUUAAUCUUUCUCCAGAGAUGGGAUUCAAGAUCUCAGUGAGAGCCUCCUAUGAAGAACUCUGGAAAUCAGGCUUGAACCUUGGAGGAGAUUUGCAAUUUAGGAUCAAAGGUUCAGGGGCAGCAGCUGGUCUGGCCCCUGAAUGAUUUAACCCAAUGCCUCUGCAUCUAUAUCUUCCAAAGCAGAAUUACAGUUUUGUGUGAUGAUAGAUUAUUUGUCAGCUUUAAGCUAUGCAGUGCAUUUGUAAUUUGAUGCUUUUAUCCUGUUUUUAAGUUGAAAUGAGGUAAAACAACUUUCAUAAAAUAACCUCUUGAAAUUAUAUUUUUCCAAAAUGCUCAGACAUUUUCAAUCUUUUGCUAAAUAUUUUGGAAUUCUAUUUAAAAAAAAACCAAACGAUCAAGAUCUAAAGGAAUUAAGUCCCAACCAACAAAACCCUUGAAUGGUUAUCUACCUCAUUUUAAGCAAUCAAGAUGCCAGACAGUCUUGAACACAGAAAGUGACCAUUGUGAAUGUAAUUAAUUUCGGUUAUACUGUGAAUGCUAAAUAUUAGAAAACAAGUGCAUCUUGGAAGUAAAAGUGAUUUAACAAUGAGAGAAAAGAGACAUUUUUGGCAAAUACUUUUAAUUUGUGGGUUUUUUUUUCCCCCUUUGAGCCCAGCUCUGGGUUAUUUAUUUAUUUAUUUUUAAAUUGAAGAAGAAACAAAGGUACAGAGCAAUUAAGUAACUUUGUCCAAAGUGUUAGUUGCUCAAUCAUGUCCGACUCUUUGCGACCCCAUGGACUGUAGCCCACUAUGCUCCUCUGUCCGUGGAAUUCUCCAGGAAAGAAUACUGGAGUGGGUUGCCAUGCCCUUCUCCUGUGGUUGUCUUUAUGGUGAAAUAUAAACAUGUAUCUUUGGCAGUGGUCGCUGGCUACUUUGAUAUGGCAUGAAUAUUUAACUUUUAAAAAUUUGAUUUAUUUGUGAAUUGCACCAUUGUGCCAUGUUUCUGAAUCUGUGGCUUUCAAAUCUGGCUGAGCCUUUCACUGCAGUAGGUGAAUAUUCAAAGACAAAAAAUGUCAUAGCCUAACAACAGGAAAAUAACUGGUUAAAUAGUAACAGAUACAAUUAAGGAGCAACUAUUUUAUACGAAAGUUCUAUACAAGCAAAACUUAUGUGGUAGCCAUUUUAAAAAGCCAUCUGAAAGCAAACAACUUAUUCCAAAAUAGCAAAUGCAAAGUCUCCUUGCUCAGCGACUUUAGAGAGGUUGCUUAAUUUACCUGUAUCUUUGCUCCUAUUUAUAACUGAGAAGGUUUUAAGUAUUGCCAGGAUUUCUCAGGUUCAACCCAGCGUAAUUGUAAUGGCUCUUUUCCCAUUUUAAAGAUAUGGAGUCUAUUUGCUCAACCAAUCUUUUUAAAAAAUAUCAUAUUGUAAUAAUGCUCUGCUUUUGCAAAUUGGGUUUGCAUGUGAUUAGUUAUACCAAAUAGUUUUUGUGGCCAGGGUAGUGGGGCUGCCCUCCCAUAUAUGUAUCAGUGAGGCCUCUGAAAUUAUUUAAGGCAGUCCUUCCUGGAAUGUUUUGAUUUAAACAAUGAAAUAAACAUUUUCCCAUUUUGUUC
Messenger RNA from Cervus elaphus (red deer), 3832 nucleotides. RefSeq names its product sosondowah ankyrin repeat domain family member A (gene SOWAHA). The record is from RefSeq and is a predicted model, not a curated record. The transcript has a single exon. Gene Ontology annotation, molecular function: protein binding. Lineage: Eukaryota; Metazoa; Chordata; Mammalia; Artiodactyla; Cervidae. The coding region runs from base 398 to 2089 and encodes 563 amino acids.